Pimephales promelas (fathead minnow) is the source of this 1084-nucleotide messenger RNA. The record is from RefSeq and is a predicted model, not a curated record. NCBI's taxonomy places the organism in Eukaryota, Metazoa, Chordata, Actinopteri, Cypriniformes, Leuciscidae.
CACGUAUUCGCGCGUAGCAGAUCUGGAAGUGUGUUGUUCGGGCGCCAGGCGGGCAGCAGGAGUUGGCCACAUGUGGAUGAAAGGAAAACACGAAGUUGGUCCUGAAUUUCAGCUGAAUAGCUAACGAUGAAGAAAGAAAUAGCCGCGGUGGUGUUUUUCUUGAAGCGGUUGAUAAAGAAGGCUGAGAAGUUGGAAGCAGACAAGUUGGAUCUGUUUGUGGAGCGGUUAACUGUAGCACUACAGGAGAAGUACAAGGGUCAUUGGUAUCCAGACAACCCCAGCAAGGGCCAAGCAUUCAGGUGCAUCAGAGUGAACCGCUUACAUAAAGAGGAUGCUGAAUUGCUCAGAGCAUGUGCUGAGAGUGGAGUCCAGUAUAAAGACCUUGGCGUGCCUAAGGAACUCACGCUUUGGGUCGACCCUGGAGAGGUGUGCUGUAGGUAUGGCGAGAGGAAUCAUGGUUUCACUGUGGCCACCUUCUCGAGUGAUUACGAUGAUGAUAAAGAGGAUGUGACAAAGAAAGUGACGAGCGCUGUGGAGAGGGUAACGUCGGAUUACCACUCCGGAUCUUCCUCGGAUGAGGACACCACCUGCAGAGAGCUCCAGUACAACCCACCUCUCUACAACCACUCUCCAUACCAGCUUGUAUAUGCCAGUGCCCCAGAAUGGAAUCCCCUACCAAGAAAGAAAUUCGGCCUAGGGAAAGGGCAUUACCCUCAGCGGCCACACUACAUGAUCCGCCCCCCUUGCAGACCCAACCAUUCCUUUAAACCGCACAGCUGGGUCCAACAGGGUUACCGCAGCAAGCAUGGCUACUGGGGCAGCCCUUCCAACUUUGUACAUCAGCUUCAGUGACCACUGUUACUACAGUAUGUUAGUUCAUCGGUGUCAAUGUGAGGGAUGUUCCAUUUAAAAGUGUUUUUUGAAGUUACCACUAAGAUGACUGACCAAAUUUUAUUAAGUGUAUUUUUGUAGUUCUGUCACUGUUUUUUGAAUUUGUGACUGGUCUAUUUUUUAAAGAAAGAUAACUGUAACUGUUUGCACUUUAGAUUAUUUGUAAUAAAACUUGUAUAAGGUAAACUUCGCA